AUGCCGUCAUUUUGUGCCUGUGGGAUGCCCAUUUUCCUCAGUCUUUUCCUGAUUUCAUUUACACCACAUUGCAAUGGAGGAAACAUUCUUGUGGUUCCUGUAGAUGGCAGCCACUGGGUCAAUCUGAAAAUCCUUCUCGAAGAACUUCAUGCCAGUGGACACAACCUCACUGUGAUCAGGCCGUCUACCAGCUGGUACAUCUCUGAAAAGUCUGAUCUUUACACAUCCAUUACAAUUGAAAUGGAUGAAGAUCUUGAGCAUUUUUUAGAUGGGUCCAUAGAGGAAUACAUCAGGAUGCAAAGAGAGCGAGCUUCACUGCUGAAUUCCUUCAAAUGUAUAAAAAAAUUCCUCUCUAUGAUUUUUCAAUUCCAUUCAUUGUGGUCUGAGUUCAUAAAUCAAAUCCUUGAUGAUCAAAAUAUGGUGAAAAUAUUAGUAGUUUCCCAGUAUGAUCUGCUUCUAACUGAUCCUGCCAUGCCAUCAGGGGCUGUUCUAGCCAAAUAUCUCAAACUUCCAUUAGUACUUUAUGUACACUGGAUCCCUAGAGGGGAAGGCCACUUUGUGUUGACCCCUUCGCCACUCUCGUAUAUCCCGGUGCUAGGAUCUGGUUUAACAGACCAAAUGAGCUUUAUUCAGAGGAUCAAAAAUAUAUUUUUCUAUAUCUUUACCUUGUUCCAGCAGAACUUUAUUUUUCUGCCAAUCUAUGAUGACAUGUGUAAUAAGUAUAUUGAGGGUGGAUGUGAUGUCAUCUCAGUACUACAGGAAGCAGACAUUUGGUUGUUCAGAUCAGAUUUUGUGUUCGAGUUCCCUCGCCCCACUAUGCCAAACAUAGACUAUAUAGCAGGAUUUCAGUGCAAACCAGCUCGGCCUCUGCCAGCAGAGCUGGAGGAGUUUGUUCAGAGUGCCGGGAAGCAUGGAGUCAUCAUCACGAGCCUGGGAACUUAUGUCGAUGCUUUGCCCAAAGAGGUUACAGAUGAAAUCGCCAGCGUGUUUGCGGAGAUGCCCCAGAAGGUGAUCUGGAAGCAUAAAGGAGACCGACCCUCUACACUGGGAAACAACACACUAAUAGUCGACUGGAUGCCACAGAAAGAUCUUCUGGGUCAUCCACAGACCAAAGUCUUUGUAGCCCAUGGAGGAACUAAUGGUGUCCAGGAGACCAUUUACUAUGGGGUCCCUGUGCUCGGCAUACCCUGGUUCUUCGACCAGUAUGACAACCUUCUACGACUGCAGGAGAGAGGAGCUGGAAAGAUUAUUCAGCUGGCUGAUGUUAAUGGCCACAGUUUUGAGCAAGGCCUCAAGGAAGUGAUCCAUCAAGAGAGCUACAGGCAGAACAUUCAAAGACUGUCACGUUUGCACAGAGAUCAGCCAAUAACACCCAUGGAGAAGGCAGUCUUCUGGGUAGAAUAUGUGAUGCGCCACAAAGGGGCUCGUCACCUGCGUACAGAAGCUUAUAAGAUGCCCUGGUACUCUUACUACUGUUUAGAUGUACUGUUCAUAUUGCUGUCUGUGGUCACUGUGCUGCUUCUCUCUAUUGUGGCUGUUUUCAGAUUUCUGUGCCGCCAAAGACAAAGAAAGAUAAAAACUAAACAAAGCUAA
Maylandia zebra (zebra mbuna) is the source of this 1593-nucleotide messenger RNA. Its product is annotated as UDP-glucuronosyltransferase 2C1-like. The record is from RefSeq and is a predicted model, not a curated record. Gene Ontology annotation, molecular function: UDP-glycosyltransferase activity. Lineage: Eukaryota; Metazoa; Chordata; Actinopteri; Cichliformes; Cichlidae.